AUGACGACGAGUCUACGGAAAUGGCGAAUCCCUCUAAGGCUCAUCAAGAGCUACGACAUCGUUUUUAAUUGUAGCCGGCGCCUAUUGCACGAAGGCCCGGAUACCAUCGAGGAGCUUCUGGACAGGCACAUAGUGAAGAAAGAGAAACACCUCGACGAUGAGGAGGAGGAGUUGCUGAAUCGGCGGCGACUCACCAGCACUCGGCGGGAGGCACUGGGCCUGUAUCGUGACAUUAUCAGGGCGACUCGUUUCUUCAUGUGGCCGGACUCUCGGGGCGUGCUUUGGCGAGAUGUCCUGAGAGAGAACGCGAGGAAGGAGUUCGAGGAGGCCCGGUUCGAGACGGAUCCGGAAAUUAUUACCCGAUUGCUCAUCGGUGGGCAUGAUGCUGUGCAGUCGGCUAUAGAUAAGCUCGCCGAGAAGCAGAGGCAGCAGAUUCAGAAGGAGCGAGGCGGUGGAGAUUAA
Messenger RNA from Prunus armeniaca (apricot), 462 nucleotides. The record is from the annotation of a GenBank genome assembly. Lineage: Eukaryota; Viridiplantae; Streptophyta; Magnoliopsida; Rosales; Rosaceae.